Messenger RNA from Ilex paraguariensis (yerba mate), 2929 nucleotides. NCBI's taxonomy places the organism in Eukaryota, Viridiplantae, Streptophyta, Magnoliopsida, Aquifoliales, Aquifoliaceae. The record is from the annotation of a GenBank genome assembly.
AAUAAUGCUACUGUUCCUGGGAUAUUUGGUAGCUCGCGGACUCCAGAAGUAAAGUACUUUCAAUCUUUUUACCAGUAAAAAAAAAAGCAAAAAAGGUUAUACUUCGUAUUCCAAUCCAUCUUAAGCAAUUAGUGGCUCAAAUUUCCUGGGAAUUCGUUUUCUUCGAACGUCUGUCCUGAUGCUAAAUAUACCUGGCUGAAAUGUUGAAGGGGUUGUUCUUUUUCCAAGUCUUCUUGUAUAUUAAUGACUUCUGUUCAUCUGAGUUUGUUCAGGAGAGAUUAAAGUUGGCUAAGAAAAUUAGGAAAGGCCCAUUCAAUUGCUUAUAAUCUGUUUGCUUUCUUUUUUCUUCCAAUGGGUGACCACUCAGCUCAUGAACCUCUUCUUUUAAGAGAAGAUGAUAGAUUUGGCUAUGUCAAGAAGACAUCCUUUUGGUUAUCAUCUGUCAAAUGGAUUCUCAAAGUUUCAAUGUGGGUGAUUUUCAUUGCCUGGGCUACUUUUCUUUUUGUGUAUCCGUUGGAAUCUGUGACUGAAUUGUUUGACAAAUGGAUUGAGGCUACACGUGGGACUGUGUUUGGGCUCACAGGAAGUAUAUUUCUGCUGUUUAGUGGCCCAAUUCUCAUCAUUGCAUUUCUUGCUAUAAUACUUCUCAUCAUCUCUGGAGAAGAGGAACUCCAUGAGAACACUACAAGAAAAGCACGUUUCCGCUUGUGGACAUUCCCAGUUAUCGUGGAUGGGCCAUUUGGGGUUGUUUCUGCUGCAGAGUUGAUUGGGAUUGUCCUCUUUUCUGUGUAUGUCAUAUGGGCAGUUACCGUCUAUACCAUAAAGAACCAGAAGAUUAUAUCUUCCUUUGACUUGCAUUCCAAAGAGAAAAGUGCUAUGAUGCUGGAAUUGACAGGACUUCGCUUCGGUUUGAUUGGCUUGUUUUGCUUGGCAUUUUUGUUUCUGCCAGUUGCAAGGGGAUCAGUUCUUCUCCGAGUUAUAGAUAUCCCUUUUGAGCAUGCAACCAGAUAUCAUGUAUGGUUGGGACAUCUCACACUGUCGUUGUUUACUCUUCAUGGCCUAUUUUAUGUAAUUGGUUGGUCAAUGCAGGGACGUCUCCUAGAAGAACUUUUGCAGUGGAAAAAUAUUGGUAUUGCCAAUCUUGCUGGAGUUAUCAGCCUUUCAGCUGGUCUAUUGAUGUGGAUUCCAUCACUUCCUUCUGUAAGGAGAAUAAAUUUUGAAUUAUUCUUCUACAGCCAUCAACUAUAUGUCGUCUUUGUUGUCUUCUUGGCCUUGCAUGUUGGAGACUUCAUUUUUACAAUGGCUGCUGCUGGAAUAUUUCUCUUCAUGCUCGAUCGUUUUCUUAGAUUCUGUCAAUCACGGAAGACUGUUGAUAUACUUUCAGCCACAUGCCGUCCUUGUGGAACAGUGGAACUGGUUGUAGCCAAACCUGCAAAUCUUCGGUACAAUGCUCUUGGUUGGAUUUUCAUUCAAGCUCGAGAAUUAUCUUUUCUGCAGUGGCAUCCUUUCAGUGUGUCCUCUAGUCCGUUGGAGGGUAAAAAUCAUCUUUCAGUUCUCAUAAAGGUUCUUGGUGAAUGGACAUCAAAACUGAAAGGACAUAUCUUGAAUGUUUCCAAGGAUGAGCCUCAGACAGGGCUACUCCUCAAGCCUCAUUCCAAGAUAACGGCUUCUGUAGAGGGGCCUUAUGGGCAUGAAUCGCCAUAUCACUUGACGUAUGAAAACCUCAUUCUAGUUGCUGGAGGCAUUGGAAUCUCACCAUUUCUAGCUAUCUUGAGUGAUAUUCUCCACCGUAUAAAGGAUGGUAAACCUUGUCUGCCCAAGAAUGUAUUGAUAGUCUGGGCUGUGAAAAGAUCAAAUGAGCUUUCACUUCUUCACACUGUUGAUAUGGAGUCAAUCUGCCCAAUGUAUUCUGAUACACUGAAUCUUGAGAUUCAAACUUAUGUCACUCGAGAAUCUGAACCUCCACUGGAAGAGGGUAAAGUUCAAGAGUCUGUAAACUCUCCUAUCUUUCCUGCCACCAAGAGAUGUGGCAUGUCAGUCUUGGUUGGUACUGGGAAUAUUGUAUGGUCUGGAAUUUAUGUCGUGGCAUCUACGAUUGGUUUGGUGAUCUCUGUCAUCGUGUUAGAUGUCUUUUACAUAAACCCCUUCAAUAUAACUUACUGGUGGUACAAAGGGCUUCUUUUUUUAGCAUGCAUGAUGGCAAGUGUUCUUAUCUUUGGGGGUCUUGCUGUUGGUUUAUGGCAUCUUUGGGAAAGAAAAACUACAGCAAUGGAGGAAUCGGAGGAAAAUGAGAAGAAUGGCUAUACGCAUAGUGAGCCUGUGAUGCCUAAGGAUCCAUGCCAGGGAAAUGCUGCUAAUACUAUUCGGUAUGGUCAGAGACCAGACUUCCAAGAAAUAUUUGGAACCAUAUCAGAGCGCUGGGGCGAUGUCAAUGUUGGCGUCAUUGUGUGUGGUCCUCCAACUCUUCAGGUAACUGUUGCUAAAGAGUGCCGGACACAGAAUUUAAGGAGAAGAAACAACCACCCAAUCUUCCAUUUCAACAGCCACAGCUUUGAUCUGUAACUGCAACCAUAUAUCAUCUAUGCACUGUCCUGUUUGCGUAUGCAAGAAUGAUCCUACCCUAUGAACCUCCUGCUUCCCUGCUUGUCAAUAGAUGUAAUAGCAAUGACUCAUGUAUAUUGAUAAGUUCUAAAUGCAAUUAUAAUUGUAUAGUUCACUACAUAAUAUAGUAGGAAUGAAUUUGAGUACUUAAGAACUAGAAAAAGGUGCCAUCUAUUGUUAGACAAAUCUUUGCAUUGAUCAUUCCUUGAGUGCAAAUGAAUCAGAGAAUUCAAUGCUUCUGAUUUUUUUUUUCUUUUUAGGGCACAUUAAAAUCCUAUUUCGAAACUAUUUUUUUUCCAAUGAUGACUUCCUUAAAUUACCAUUCUAC